Insectozyma verbasci is the source of this 572-nucleotide messenger RNA. NCBI's taxonomy places the organism in Eukaryota, Fungi, Ascomycota, Pichiomycetes, Serinales, Debaryomycetaceae. The record is from the annotation of a GenBank genome assembly.
AUGGUAAGUAAUCACCAAUUAAUACUAUGAAUUCAAUACUACUAUGAAUUCAAUACUAACGUAUACAUUAGCCACCAAAGAAGAAAGUAGUUGCAACUACAUACAUAUUGAAAUUUAAAUCUAAUAAAAUAACGUAUAUUUUACCAAUUGAAGAAUCAGAAUUAACUCUAUCAAAUUUGAAAUUUAAAUUAUUAGCAGCAAUUAAUGAAUCUGGUGGUUUACAAAAUGAUGAUGAUGAGCAAGAACAAGGACAUGAAUCAAGUGGAAUGCCCAAGUCGGAAUUUGAGGAGGAAAACAUAGUUGUACCUAAAUCUGAAUUUGAGGAUCCAGAGUUGGAAUUAGAUGAUGUUGAUGAUAUGAAAAUUGAAGAUAAUUCAAUUAUAAAGUCUAAGAUUAAAAUUAAUGAUUUGAAAUUAGCUAUUCCUAGAGAUAUCAUCCAACCGUAUAAUAAUGAAUGGAUAGAAAUCAAAAAUGAUGAUCAAUUGAGUGAAGUUAAUUUUAAAGAUUAUUUAAUAUUUGCAUUUACUACAGAAGAUAAAUUUAAUAUUAUAGAAGCUGCUUAUGAUGAGUAA